This is a messenger RNA of Magallana angulata, 1009 nucleotides long. RefSeq lists its product as uncharacterized. The record is from RefSeq and is a predicted model, not a curated record. Lineage: Eukaryota; Metazoa; Mollusca; Bivalvia; Ostreida; Ostreidae. The transcript is spliced from 6 exons. The coding region runs from base 1 to 906 and encodes 301 amino acids.
AUGAGGGUCGGACUUGUUCUUCUCUUGUGCCUUGCCGUUGGCAGUCAAGCUAAUUUCUUUGACGAUCUCAAGCAAACAUUUCAAAAUAUCGGAACAGCUUUGACAACUACAGUUCAUGCCGUCGGAGAUCAGGCUAAAGUUGUGGGCACCAACCUUCUACAGGCAGCUUCCGAACAAGGAAAACAACUCGCUUCUCAGGCUCUUCAAAGUCUCCUAAUGGGAACCAUGAGCGCUCUCCAGAAACCCCCGACAAACGGUGCUGCCAAGAGAUCGCUCUCAGAAUUUCUUGAACAAAGCAAACAUUUGACGGGUGCUGCCGAAAUGCUCGUACAGCAGAAAAUGGACAAACUGAAAGGAAUCUACAAGGAAGCGAUUGACAAACUUAAAGAUGUCUCCUCUCAACUCACAGACCUUCCAGCUACCGACCUCAUUAAGAAAGUGGACCAGAUCGUUGUCUAUCAUCACCUUGUUACUGACCAAAUUCAAACUGAGCUCGUCUCAGAGCUGACCAAACUUUUUGGACACGCCUUGUCUCUCCAUCCUGAUCAUAAGAGAGGUACGUUUUCCGACGCCCUUAGCUCCAUUGGACAAGGUCUCGCCAAUUUCUUCCAGCCACAUGUCCAGGCUGUCCAACAGUUAGUUAACGGAGUGGGUGAAUCCCUAAAACAGACCGCACAAACAUUCCACACCAGUCUGACCACUGGUCCCCAUGGAACUGCCAUCCAUGACUCUGCUUCCGCCCUGGCUCAGCACGGACAGAACGCCCUCAGUGCCCUCAAGGACGCCGUCUCUGACAUCCUCCAGCAAACCCUGACCAACAUGCAGCCACACAUCGUCAACAUCCUCCAGCACGGAGCCUCAGCUCUCACCGACACCCUCACCCAUAACACCGAAACAUCACCCUAGACAGAUGCUAAACCACAGUAAACCAUCAUCAAAAGCGAUAGUUCAUUGCUUCCAUUAUCAACUUAUAGAAAAAAUCAAUAAACGAAUCAUUAUGAUAUCUACA